AUGUGUUACGUGCAGCGUUUGUUGGUGCUUGUGAGCCUCAUAGGAUGCGUGGAACUGAUCACAGUCACGACUUCGCAGAAGUACGUCAAUGUUCUGAAAGGUCAAAGCGCCAUGCUGCAGUGUUCGUUCGUUUCCACCGAGGCGGCGACGACCAGCCUCACCAUCCAGUGGGAUGUCGUUACCUCGUCCUCUAUGACUCCACAGCAGGUCUGUUUCUAUCAGUCGGGAAAGAUUGUCAUCACGAACGCUUACGAGGGCAGAGUCACAGCUCCCUCUGCCCCCGCGACCACCAAAAACGCCUCGAUAGUAAUAAACAACAUGCAGCCGUCCGACGCCGGCGUCUACACCUGUGAGGUUCACAACUUCCCCGACGUGGAAGGACAGUCUCAGGCCAACAUCAUCGUGAAUGUGCUCGAGAAGCCCUCCACUCCGUACUGCUCCGUCCACGGUGACGUGGAAACAGGCCACCUGGUCACUCUGACCUGCCACAGCGAGAGUGGGAGCCCCAACCCGACCUACACCUGGACCAGGCUGGAUCAGACCAAGACAAGGAGGCCGGUCCUGGGAAGAAUGACCACGACUGGAAUACUGGAAAUCAAAAACAUGUCCCAGUUUGAGUUUGGGGAGUACCAGUGCAACGCCACCAACACGGUGGGCUUCUCCACCUGCACCAUCGAGCUGAGUCCUGAAGUGGGAGACGGCGUGAUUGCGGGCGCAGUGAUCGGGGCGCUGCUGGGCUGCGUGCUCAUCGUCCUGGUCGUGUGGUUCAUCGCUCACUCGGUGAAGAAGCACAAAUACAGAGCCGUGAAAGCAGCAGAGGCCAACGAGAUGAAAAGGAGCCGUCCCCAGGCCCAGGAGGCGGCGGACAGCGUUCCCAUGGCAACCACAGCCAGCAGCCACCACGCUGAGGCGAACGAGGCGCAUGCUUAAAAAAAAAAAAAAAAGUCCCGAUGAAAACAAACGGGACGACGUCACUGAUCUGAACAACAGGACGUUCAGGCUCUGAUAUAGAGAUAAAAUGCAUUUUUUUAUGUUCACUAUAAUUCAAUCAUUUUUUUCAUUUGCCAAAUUGAUCCUUAGUUUUUUCCUUUAAACCCUCACCAGAGUGCAGAUGCAGAUCUUCCUCUAACAUGGUGUGAAAAUUAAACGAUAAAAGCAUUUUUUUAAAAGUGUGUUUCUAGUACUUUUUGUUUGUUUGUGUUACGAUUUUUAGGAGUAGUGAGAUAAUCAAACCAAACCACUCACACAGCAGGCAGACGAUUCAUUCAUCCAAUACCUGAAUGUACUGUAUGGACCUCUAGGCUGCAUGAAAACAGCUUCAACAUGUGAUCAGAAGUAUGUAAAUGAUGCUGAUUGUGAUAAGGGUGCUAAUGUCUACGGCUGUGAGCACUAUGCAUGGUUUAGGGGUUGUUUUUUUACAGUUACUUUAAAAGACGUUGUUGUGUUUGACCUUAACUUGU
Messenger RNA from Stegastes partitus (bicolor damselfish), 1460 nucleotides. Its product is annotated as V-set and immunoglobulin domain-containing protein 1-like. Gene Ontology annotation, cellular component: plasma membrane. The transcript has 7 exons. Lineage: Eukaryota; Metazoa; Chordata; Actinopteri; Pomacentridae. The record is from RefSeq and is a predicted model, not a curated record. The coding region runs from base 1 to 930 and encodes 309 amino acids. Gene Ontology annotation, biological process: maintenance of gastrointestinal epithelium; epithelial cell morphogenesis.